Molecule: messenger RNA, 1053 nt
Organism: Fusarium vanettenii 77-13-4
Lineage: Eukaryota; Fungi; Ascomycota; Sordariomycetes; Hypocreales; Nectriaceae
Exons: 5
Coding region: 1-1053 (350 amino acids)
Molecular function (GO): oxidoreductase activity, acting on NAD(P)H
Source: RefSeq, a predicted model, not a curated record
AUGGCCGAGAACAAAGCUGCCUGGGUCGAUUCACCCUCAGGCUAUCCUCUCAACAUACGAGAAGCGCCCAAGGCAACUGCUGGCCCCGGAGAGAUUGUCAUCAAAAAUGCUGCUGUCUCUAUUAAUCCUGUAGAUUGGAAGAUCCAGGUCCAUGGGAGAUACCUAUCAGUAUAUCCUUUCAUUCUGGGGGAAGACGCGGCUGGCUUUGUCGAGGAAGUUGGAACAGGCGUUACUCGCUUCAAGAAAGGCGGCAGAGUCGUUGCACAUUGCCAUGGCCUCAUGACAAAGGACCCGGCAAAUUCGGCCUUUCAAUCCUAUCCAGUUGUCCUUGACACCUUGGUCUCUCCUAUUCCAGACUCGAUGACUUUUGAAGAGGCUGUCGUUCUUCCUCUCGCCAUCUCGACAGCCUGUGCUGUUCUAUACGCCAAGGAUCUUCUCGAUCUACCGCUACCCUCGGUCAAGAAGCCUGCUAGCAAUGGAAAGACCAUAUUGAUCUGGGGCGGCGCGUCAUACGUAGGUGCAACGGCCAUUCAGUUGGCUGCUGCAUCUGGUGUGACUGUAGUUAUCACAGCCUCCCCUGCCAACCACGAAUUCGUCAAGAGCCUGGGUGCCAGUGCCACUUUCGAAUACAAGAGUCCUACAGUGGUCGAGGAUAUCGCCAAACCCCUGAAAGAGACUACGUUUAUUGGAGUGUAUGAUGCCAUCGGCGCAGAUUCUAGCUUCGAUGCUGUAUCUGACAUCUUUGACCGCCUCGACAAGAGCGUUCCUGUUGCCAGUGUCCUCCCGAGCAGCAAGAGUACUGAGCGAUUCAAGCCCACUUACGCUAUGGGUCCAUCUGAUCUAACCCCCACUCCUUGUGACGAACCUAACCAACAUGUCGGGGAGUGGAUCUGGAAGACCUUCAUUCCUGAAGCCCUGGAGAAUGGAUCCUUCCAGACCAAGCCCGACCCUUCUGUCUCUGAUCACGGCAUCGGACACUCGGGCAUACGGCAAUCCUGGCGACCUGGCUCAGGAUGCCAACCUCGACUUGGUAGUAUGCAGCACUCGAGUUGA